AUGUCUUCUCCUCCUCCUCCUCCUCCUCCUCCUCUACGGUCAUGCAUCCAUGGCCACGCGCGUGUUCCCCACAGACAGAUGACACGGCUUGGUCCAUGGCCCUGCCACUUCAGCCCUCCUCUGCCGCCGCUGCGUCAAUCAACCCGUUGUGCAUCCAUCAGCGCUAUACGCUGUCUCACCGCUUGCGCUCCUGCCGCCAUAGCCCGGCCGUUGCUCUGCGCCUGCUCCGCCGCUGCGAUCGUCAUCUUUGCAUCCAAGUCUCUCACUUUUGAAACACUGACAGCUCAGCAAUCUGAGAUAACAAGCCUACAAUGCUUAGAAGUCGCGCCACAACAACACCCGUCCACCUGUCUCGUCAGCACCGACUCGGCCUUGUCGACGAUCUUCAUCGCACAAAUGUUUUAG
Messenger RNA from Bipolaris victoriae FI3, 405 nucleotides. RefSeq lists its product as hypothetical. The record is from RefSeq and is a predicted model, not a curated record. The transcript has a single exon. The coding region runs from base 1 to 405 and encodes 134 amino acids. NCBI's taxonomy places the organism in Eukaryota, Fungi, Ascomycota, Dothideomycetes, Pleosporales, Pleosporaceae.